This is a messenger RNA of Galleria mellonella (greater wax moth), 2170 nucleotides long. Its product is annotated as protein O-glucosyltransferase 2-like. The record is from RefSeq and is a predicted model, not a curated record. The transcript is spliced from 6 exons. Gene Ontology annotation, molecular function: glucosyltransferase activity. Gene Ontology annotation, cellular component: endomembrane system. The coding region runs from base 77 to 1558 and encodes 493 amino acids. NCBI's taxonomy places the organism in Eukaryota, Metazoa, Arthropoda, Insecta, Lepidoptera, Pyralidae.
AUUUCGAAUUCGAUUUCCAUGUAAUCUAUUUAGGUGCUUAUGUAGUUUUUAGUUAACUUGAAAUACCUACAUAAUUAUGAUUUCGAUUCGUAAUCCAUUAUUGUUAUUAUUAAUGUUACAUGAAGCUAUUCAGUAUCACGACGGCAUUUAUGGACCUGGAUUACAUCCUAAGGAAGUUGUUAUGCCGGCUAGAUACUUUUUUGUUAAUAUUACUUCGAUUGUCGGACAAAAAUACACUUCUAAGUUAAACAACGACUUUGCGGUAGAAAUAGAGGGUACUUCAGCUAAAACACACUACUGUCGCAUUUGGGUAAACAAAUUAAAUAGAAAAGAUGGUACAUUUAUUGUACGAUAUAAAGUUUAUGAAACUUGUAAUGAUUUAUCCAUCAGUUUAUAUUAUAAAAGUAAGCAUAUAGGAGGUUCUCCAUUCACAUUUAAAGGUCCUAUUCUACCUGAUCAAUGUUAUUGCCCAGAGAAGAAUUUUGAUAAAUGGUUUAAACAGUAUGAUUGUCCCAAAUCAUAUGACAAAGUUACUCACGAUCUUGAGCUGUAUGGAAAAGUUAACAUGAAAACUCAAUUAAAAAAAAUAAUUCAUAGAUUUCAUAAACCAGAAAGUACUAGCUUUUGUCAUUAUGUUGUAAAAAAUAACAAAAUAUACAGAAACUGCUAUGGAAAACAUGUUGGGUUUAAUAUGUUUGCGGACAAUAUUCUUCUAUUUUUGGCCCGAAAAGUUGUCCUACCAGAUAUCGAGCUUAUUAUUAAUUUGGGUGACUGGCCUUUGGUUCGCAAGGGCACUGAACCACUGCCAAUAUUUUCAUGGUGCGGAAGUGAUGAAACCGUGGAUAUUCUGAUGCCUACUUAUGACAUAACUGAGUCUACUGUUGAAAAUAUGGGACGAGUCACAUUAGAUACCUUAUCUGUGCAAGGUAGCAUCGAGAGAGACUGGUCCGAGCGUGAAUCCAAAGCAAUUUGGCGUGGACGCGAUUCACGUAUUGAACGACUCAAACUUGUUGAUAUAGCACGUGCGAAUCCCGACCUCUUCAAUGUUUCUCUAACAAACUUCUUUUUUUUUCGCGACAAAGAACAAGAUUAUGGUCCUAAACAACCCCAUAUUUCAUUCUUCAAAUUUUUUGACUAUAAGUACCAAGUUAAUGUAGAUGGAACUGUGGCAGCGUACCGAUUGCCAUACUUAUUGGCUGGUGGAGGAAUGGUAUUGAAGCAAGAUUCGCCAUAUUUUGAACAUUUCUAUGGAUUACUCCAACCUUGGAAGCAUUAUGUACCAGUUGCAAGAGAUUUGUCCGAUUUGACAAAGCGUGUGAAAUGGGCGCUCGCAAACGACAAUGAAGCACGCACCAUUGCUGAAAAUGCGAGAAAAUUUGCCAAUAACAAUUUAUUGCCACAACAUAUUAUAUGUUAUCAUGCAGUUUUGUUUUCGGAAUGGAGUAAAAGAAUAGAUAGUGAAAUUACAGUAGACGAUGGAAUGACUCAUGUCCCACAGACGCCAUUUACAUGCGACUGUAAAACUGACCAAAGGCGAGAAGAUCAUCAAGAAUUAUAAUGUCUGUUAUAUUUUAGACAGACGACGUUGAAAACGUUAUAAUGCUGAAGGAAUCAUCUGUAUUAUUAUCAAGAAACGAUUCCUAGCAGCACCCUAGUGGAAAGUGUAAAUCACUGAAAUUAGCAAUGUAUAGACAAUGCUUAAAAAUCUAUGAAUAAUAGUCUAUUCUAACACUAAGAUUUAAUUUAAUAAUAGACUGAUUAGUGGCGAAGAUAUUUACAUUGACCUCGUCACAUAGUGCAGUUUAUGAAAACAGAAGUUUAUUUCAGAAAUUAUAUUUUUACGUGAACGGAGACAUAGCUUUAUGGUGACAAAAAAAGAUAUCACACUAAUAAAUUUGGUCCAGAAUAUUUUGGCUGAUAUUUGAUAGUUUUAGUAAGAGAAGAUGUGAUAUUAUAUUUCUGUUGUAUAUCAUAGUUGUCAUGGAAUAAAAAGAAACAUAGGUUUGAAAAUAACUAUUUAUAUUAGUAAUAAAAUAUUUUUUAACAUAUAAAUUACAAAAGUGUACUAAGUACAAAUAUGAAACUAUUAUUUGCAUUCCUUUAUUGCACUGUUAAACAUUUAUAUACAUAUAAUAUGUGCUACUAUAUAUUACAAUAUUGUUGAUUUCUA